Messenger RNA from Linnemannia hyalina, 564 nucleotides. The record is from the annotation of a GenBank genome assembly. NCBI's taxonomy places the organism in Eukaryota, Fungi, Mortierellomycota, Mortierellomycetes, Mortierellales, Mortierellaceae.
AUGACUGGACAAAAGACUCUUUAUAUCUCAGGAUUCAGCCAACGUUCCCGUGCCAGGGACCUUGCUUAUGAAUUCGAAAGAUUCGGCCCUCUUGUCCGCUGUGAUAUCCCUGCCCUCCGCACAAGCUCGUCAAGACCAUCCUCUCCUCGUCGCCGGUCGUCCCACAGUCCUCGCGAUCGUGAACGUGGCGACCGUGGCGACCGUGGUGGUGACCGUGAACGUGAUCGCAGCGGCGACCGCAAGCCACGCUCGCCAGCUGCUGGCCGAGACAGUGCUGCUGACAAUGACCGCAGACGUGGUUCAGGAUCGCGCUCUCCCGCUCGUGCAGAACGCAGCAGCAGCAACAACAAUGGAGAGAACAGCAUCGAAGGAGAAAGUGGUAGAGGCGGUUCAGGAAAGCGGGAUGAUGAUUCGCCUGAGGGCGCCGGUGCUGAUAGACGACGGGACUUGGGGUCUCGUUCUGCGACCCCUGAACGACGUGCUCUACAGGAUGGUGACCGUUCUCGAUCGGCUUCGCCUCGUCCGAGGUCCAUCUCUCCCAGAGCGCGCUCUGUCACUCCUUAG